CCAAGCUGGAACAACUCCUUUGGGUUUUUAUUCACUUGAUAAUGUCUCUGUACCGAAAUGGCAUCUGGUUUUUGAAUGGACUCCACCAAUAUACAAGGAGAGGAUAUGAGGCAGCGGUUAAAAACUUUGAGCCCCAAGACCUGGAAGUGUCCGUGGUGGGAAGGUCUUUCAUGAUCACCGGAGCCAACAGUGGAAUUGGCAGGGCAACAGCUAUGGCUAUAGCCAAGAAAGGUGGGACGGUUCAUAUGGUGUGCAGGAACAAAGGUAAAGCAGAGGAGGCCAGGUCGGACAUCGUCAGUGAGUCUGGCAACACGGUGAUACACGUCCACAUUGUGGACAUGUCAGAGACGCACAACGUCUGGGAGUUUGCGGAGGCCUUCAAGAGUCAGUAUCCAGCGUUGAAUGUGUUGAUAAAUAACGCAGGGUGCAUGGUGCACGCGAGAGAGGUGACUGCUGAGGGCCUGGAGAAGAACUUUGCCACCAACACUAUGGGGGUGUACAUCCUCACGCAGACUCUCAUACCACUUCUACAGAAGAGCCGGGAUCCCAGGGUGAUCACUGUGUCCUCAGGAGGCAUGCUGGUCCAGAAACUCAGAGUCGCUGACUUGCAGUCAGAGACGGGCUACGUGGACGGCAUCACGGUUUACGCCCAGAAUAAGAGACAGCAGGUGGUGCUGACACAACAGUGGGCCAAAGCUAAGCCAGUCAUUCACUUUUCUGCGAUGCAUCCAGGCUGGGUAGAUACUCCAGCUGUUUCUACAGCGAUGCCCCAGUUCCACCAGAUGAUGGGGGAGCGGCUGCGCAGUGUGGAGCAAGGAGCCGACACUGUUGUGUGGUUGGCCGUGUCCAGAGCUGCUGCCAGGACACGCAGCGGGCACUUCUUUCAAGAUCGUACGCUUGUUCCAGCCCACCUGCCUCUGGCCUGGACUCACAGUUCUGCUGAAGAAAUUCAGGAUUUCAUGACUCAGCUGGAGACUUUGGCCAGAUCUUUCACUCAAAACCUGAUGUAGCGCUUAACGGCACUUCCAGACCUCAAUUUGUCUGAAUGUCCUGAUACAAAUGUUACGCCACAUGUAACUGACACA
This is a messenger RNA of Cyclopterus lumpus (lumpfish), 1085 nucleotides long. Its product is annotated as dehydrogenase/reductase SDR family member 12-like. Lineage: Eukaryota; Metazoa; Chordata; Actinopteri; Perciformes; Cyclopteridae. The transcript is spliced from 10 exons. The record is from RefSeq and is a predicted model, not a curated record. The coding region runs from base 42 to 1010 and encodes 322 amino acids.